AUGACAAGUACAGAAGCCAUCAACGCAGACAAGAGCGGCAACAUGGCUGGCCAAUGCUUUGUUGUUGUCAAAUAUGGCGACAACGAGGAAGCUGUGUUGAACCCGUGCUGUUCCACUCAGAUUUUUGUGGAUUCCAUCAAAAGAAAAUGCCACUGUGACAGCAGCAGUAUGCUGGAUUUAAUCGACCUGGAUGGACAGAUAAAAAACUUAUCUGUAUCGUCAGAGGAGUACGCUUCAGAUUACGUCACAGCCCGUGAGACAUACGUGGCUAUCAGAGUGGAAAGACAAGGAGAGAGUGGUCCAAACAAAUACAUCCCUCUACUGAACAAUCUGGAGCAGCUUCACCCUGAACUCAUGGUCAAACUGAACAACCUAUCCAGGCCUGGAACCAAGAACAGAAGGGAUCGUUUGAAGAAGACACAAAACCGCACAUCACGGACAAAUUCUAACAAACCCGAGAGCAAACCCCGACCAUCUAGCUCUGAGCGAACAUCCAAAUCUCGACAAGGGAAAUAA
Candidula unifasciata is the source of this 516-nucleotide messenger RNA. NCBI's taxonomy places the organism in Eukaryota, Metazoa, Mollusca, Gastropoda, Stylommatophora, Geomitridae. The record is from the annotation of a GenBank genome assembly.